Messenger RNA from Pseudo-nitzschia multistriata, 1093 nucleotides. NCBI's taxonomy places the organism in Eukaryota, Bacillariophyta, Bacillariophyceae, Bacillariales, Bacillariaceae. The record is from the annotation of a GenBank genome assembly.
AGCACUGGUUGCAACACGUGUCUGACACAAAAUUACUACGAAACAAUCGAUCAAUCUAUCGACCAUGUCACUUGUGAAUCAAACUUGUUGGGUUGUUGGUGGUGUCGGAGUCAUUGGACGUGGAAUCACCAGGGGACUGCUGAACGCCGGAGCCACCGUCAUCGUGAAUUCCCGCUCCCCCGAGCGACUGAACACUUUGUCUAGGGAUCUCGGCCAUCCGGAGCGCCUGGUCACGAUCGAGGGCUCACUGCUCCCCGGAUAUGCGAGCAAAACAGUGCGCCGAACCCUCGAUGCGAAUGCCCUGUCUCUCAACCACGUCGUUGCCCACGGGGCCGUGCGGUACUGGGGCGAUUUUGGCAAAGCCAAUGGAAACCGAAGAGACGAAUCCCACGUCGUGAUUUCACCGAGUGGCAUCGGUAGAUCGUUGUUGCAGACCACGACCCCGGAGGAAUUCAUGGCACCGGCAUCGCAGCUCGCUUCCCUUCAUUUUUCUGCCGCCCAGGAGCUCAUCCCCCGCAUCCAGUUCUCAAACGGCCCUUCGUCUUACACUUUCGUCACCGGAGAUGCCGGGGGACACCCCAAAGGCUACCGCUCGGCGUUCGGUGAAAUCAACACCCACCAUGUCUGGGGCCUAGCCGCUGCCUUGAGAAACGAGCGGUUCGAAAAAGAUGUUAAUUGUCGAGAAAUUCGUGUGCGUCUGCCGGUAAAUCGACCAGUUGAAGAGCGUCGGGAUCAACCACGAGGUAAAUAAAUGAAAACGGAGCAUCAUUUACGAAAAUUACGUCUUACAUUAAAGGUUGAUCUUUUAUUCUGAUCAAAAUCAUUUCUUCAAUUGUUCACAAUACUGAUGCACACUUUCUAUUUUUCCCAGAAAAUCCAUUAUCGGAAGAUAUUGGGACUCUUUGUGCUGGUCUGGCCACAACGUCUAAUGACAAGAAGGAAAGUGGGGCGCUGAUUGAGAUAGCAGAUCAAGCUUCACUAGAGUCACUUCUCGAUUUCUACGAAGCUGCUCUUUGUGGAUGACAGCGCUGGCGAUGCACUACAUUCUUAACAAAACGACCUUUCGCCGUGUAAACAAAGCGCAAGAUCUAUU